This is a messenger RNA of Bufo bufo (common toad), 4350 nucleotides long. It is a transcript of the gene PALMD, whose product is annotated as palmdelphin. Gene Ontology annotation, cellular component: membrane; cytoplasm. Gene Ontology annotation, biological process: regulation of cell shape. Bases 305 to 1858 code for a protein of 517 amino acids. Lineage: Eukaryota; Metazoa; Chordata; Amphibia; Anura; Bufonidae. The transcript is spliced from 8 exons. The record is from RefSeq and is a predicted model, not a curated record.
GUGACAUCAAGGGCUCGGGGAAAUGCGAUAUCUGUGUACUUAGGCAGAAAGAGCUGACAGCUUAUUAAAAGAUAGAAACUUGUGCUGGAUGUCAGUCAUGGCAAUGUGAGUGCCUGCAGAGCACACCCUCCUCACGUCAGCCUGUCUGGGCUGAUCCAUAGACUUGCCCAUUAAGAAACUCUUUACUUCUCAGCUUCGCAUUAGGGUUGCACUUAAGUCCUCCAGCUGCUCUCUCGUCUUCAGCUCUGCCGCAGCUUCUCCUCAGCUUGUUCAAACCUGAAUGUCUUCUGUGUAACUUUACAGGAUGGAAGAAGCCGAGCUGCUGAAGGAAAGGCUCCUGGCCAUAACUGAUAAGAGAAAGCUACAAGAAGAAAUUGCUCAAAGACGCCUUAAAAUUGAAGAGGAGAAAUUAAAACUGCACCAUUUACAGAAAAAAGCUUUGCGAGAGAAAUGGCUGUUGGAUGGACUGAAUACGAUGACUGCAACGGAACAAGAGGAGAUAGUAAAACAGAACCAAGAGGACCAAAAACAGAUCCGACUUCUGGCACAUAACAUUGGAAGGCAUGAACAAGAAAUUGAGGAUCUGGAGAAGCAGGAGACUCAACUGUCUGCCAAAGAAGUGCGUGUCCUACAGAGGCUGAAGUCUGUGGAGCGAACGACAGAAGAUAUUAUAAAGGCUGUGAAAGCUGAAGCACGAGAUGAACCAGUAAAGGAUAUUUAUGCCGGCAUCCCUGAUUUACCGCCAUCAUAUAAACCCUCAUUUGUGAGAAGAUUGCAGAGUGCGCAAACUGCGAAUGGGGAGGAGGCACGGAAAGCUUUAUUUGCCAUGGAAAUCAAGGUCGAGAAAGAUUUGAAGACUGGUAAAAACACGGUAAUAUCCUCGAUCCCAGUGCCAUCAAAUGAAAUUAAAGACGAAGGUGUUAAAGUCUAUGAUGAUGGCAGAAAGUCUGUACAUGCAUUAAGUUCUCAAGGAAAGAUGGUAAAAAAUGGAAUAGACAGUCUUGCCCCCGUAGAAGUGGAGGACCUUCUGAGGAAAGCUACAGAAAAAAGUACACAGUCUCCCACAGAGUAUCACGAGCCCGUAUUUUCGAAUCCAUUUCACACUGCUGCAACCCAAAAAGGCCAAGUCUCCCCCAGUUUGAAUGGCCAUAGCUCACCAGUGAUCAUGGAACAUCAAAAUGGUCAUAAUUCAAGAGUUACAGAAGAAAUAACCAUAACUAAACCAUCCAUUCCAGAAGAUCUGAUCUCUUCACAGCCAAGAGUCCUCGUGCAGAAUGGACAAGCCGCUAACGUGGAAUUCCAGACUAAGGAGGCCCAGUAUGAAGCAACCUUUAGUAACUCUGGAGAUGACAUCGUAGAGUAUCCACCUACUAAACUGGAGGAUGACACGCAUUACAACAUUGUCCACGCUACACCUUGUUAUGUAGAUGACAACGAACCAGUCACUAUGAUUUUCAUGGGAUACAAACACGCCGAUGAAGAAUACGACAGCAAAAAGCUCACCGACUAUGAAGGGGUCAUCCGGGCAGAGUUGGUUGUUAUUGAUGACGAUGAGGAAAAUAAGAAGGAAGAAGAAAAAAUGGAAAAAGAAUUAAUCAAUGUUCCUGAAACUCAACCACUUCAUGUUUCUAAUUCUUCCAUCGCCACCAAUACGAUACAAAAAGUACCAACACACAACAUCGCAUUGCACAGUCCUCAGCCAUACAAGAACUCAAUAUCCUUGCGAGAACAAGAAGCAACCCUGGGGCCCCAUAACUAUCUCCCUGUCUCCAAACAGAGCAUAGAUGACGGUACUGAGGACCCGUCUCUAACAGCAUUGAGAAUUAGAAUGGCCAAGCUGGGGAAAAAAGUGAUAUAAGAUUCACGCUCACCACAUAUGGCGUUUUCUUUUUUUUUCUUUUUUUUUUUUAAUCUAUGGAUGAAGAACUCCAGAAGACUUGUGUAUACAUUUUUAAUGGACAAUUUUUAUGGCAGGCGACCAACAGCACGCUCCAGCAAUGCAAUCUGGGACUACACCUUCAACAGUAGCUGGAGAGCCACCAGUGCCUGCCUCCUGCCGUAUUGCUUUUGUAACUGACGCUAUGCAAGUUUAUGUCUUUUGAUAUAGAAAAUUUAGCAAUGUGCGGUUGAGUUUAGUUUUUUUUAUUAUUGUUUUUUUUUUUUAUUGCAUUUUUUCAGUAGUUAUGUCAUUGUAGGCAGCUUCAGACGAAAUCUGACUUGGCUCCCCGUGUAUCUACAGGCUUGAGUUUUAUGUUAAUAGAUAAUUACGGUAUACCAAUCAUUGAGUUAGUUGCGUAAUUGGCGAGACGCCUGCUCGUUGCUGGAGGAGAGGUUUCAUUCUUCCGUACGUGUGGCUGAUUGUGUCAGAUAUAAAAUGUUUUCUCUGUACUGCAAGGUUACGUAAUGCCGAUCGAGGGCUUCUUUACAUUUGUAUCUUCCAGUUCUGCUUUGAGCAGACAGGGGCAGUAAAAUAUUUUUGUAUUACACAGCCCGAUGUGGCAGACGAUUGUCGGGAGGGAAGCGUUCCUUCCCGGCAAUCGCCUGCUCGCUGGUGGAGGAGACCGCUGCUAUUGCAUGCAGCGAUCUUCUCCGCAGCAUAGGGAGGAGUGAUUGCUAUGCUGUCGCUCGUCGCCAUGCUGUAUAGUGGUUUGCCGGCGGUAGAUAGUGAUUAGACAGCGCGAUCUGGGGCCGAGAAAUGCUUAUUUUUAAGCAAGCUUAAAAAUCUGAAUUGCGCGAUGAACGAGCAUCGGGCAUUCGGCGGCAGUAUUGCACUGCAAGAUGAUCACUAACGAGUGUUCGUAUGAAAAGUGGGUACAGCUACACGGUCACACUGGUCGCGGCCAGGAUGGCAGGGGCAUUGCAGUGUAGCGUUGAUCCCAUAGUAAUGAAUGGGAUGGCAGCAGGAGUCUUGUGUGCCGACACCUGAAUCGCAAAGAAUCCAGCUGAGUUUUAUUUUAUUAUAUUUUUUUUGCAAUUCAUAGGUUGCAGUCGAGGCACACGUGUGACUCCAUUCAUUUCUAUGGGAUUACCGCUACACUGCGAUCCUGGCUGGGACCAAUGCCACGGUGUAGCCAAUCCGUAAACCUGCUAGAAGAAUAUUGAAAAUGCAAAUGUCAGCGAGCCUGAAGAUCAAUUUUCAUUCCGCUAAUACACGAAGGGUGCCUGUAUCCAUUAGACGACUAAUACCUUCUGGUGACAUCUGUUUUGGUGGGACCGGCUAACCAUCUAAUGGUCCUAUUUUGUGUCUGCUGUAAUACAGUUGUGUAAGUCGCCCAUAGGCUCCUGGUGUAACAAACAACAUAGAUGAAUAAAAAGCCAUGCCACACGUACCACCUCAAGGUAUGCCAAAAAGGCAUGUCUUGGGUCACUGGAGCCAAUAGAUGGGUUUUCAAGAGGAUCCGUCUCCUCUCCUGACAUGUCUGUUUUGGUAACGACUUGCAUUCCCCAUGUAAUAACUAUUCUGGAGCAUCUAUUGUUAUGGCUCGAAGUUGUGCCAUUCCUUUAUUAAUCCCACUAGCAGUUAUAAAUGCAUUGCCAGCAGUGUGCCAUAAAUGUCCAGAUGGGUGUUACCAGCCGGGGUGUGUCCCUGAGCAGUCUGACACUGGCAGAAAUGAUUGAAUAAUGUCAGACGGUGCAGGGACACACUCCCAACUAGUAACACCCAGCUGGACCUUCAUUGUAAGCAAAUACUAAUAAAUAAUUUUAGUGAUGGUGGCUCUACCAACCUUAACCCAUGGUAUACAUUCUAACAAAUACUAAUUCAUGCAUAACUUUUAGCAGGAGUAAUACAGGAAUGGCACAACAUAAUAGAUAUUACAUGGGGAAUGCAAAUAGUUACAAAAACAGACAUGUCGGGAGAGGGGACGGCUCCUCUUUAAGAUUACCGGAAAAAUCCACCAUUGGUUCGGGCUCUCCAGUAUACUCCUGCCAGAUUCACACGCCAUGGGGGGGAUAUUUCAAGUCCGUUUUGCAGUAGUCUGCAUUGGAGCACUUUGCGCCACAUUUAAUCAAAUGUCACACAUUAAACUGAUGUAAAGUAGACCUGGCUUAGUCGCCCAUAGCAACCAAUCAGAUUCCACAAAAGGAGCUGUGAAAAAUGAAAGGUGGCAUCUGAUUGGUUGCUAUGGGCGACUAAGCCAGGUCUACUUUACACCAGUUUGAUAAAUCCCCCCCAGUGUUUGUUACAUUUGGUGCAUCUCUAACCCUACUCCAGUAUUCCUGUGCCAUCCUUUUUUGGGGUGAGUUUGCAACUUUCUAAAAUGUCUCAGUGAUGAAUCUGGAGUGAGCUCAUUAGCAUAAAUAGCCACGCCCACUUUACCACCCACUUUUCAGAACUGGAGUGAGUGGUGU